GGAGUUUCUGAGUUAGUACUUCACAUCUUACAUUGGAAUAUUGGUUAAAAUAAAAUGAGUGCUAUCCGGAAAUCUAUGGGCUUCCUGCCUAGGAAAGCUUUAUGGAACUAUUCAUCAGUUCAACAGUAUUCAGUGCCAUUUGGGCGCAAUCUUUGCCAUUCAUCUCGUCCAGCUCCAGAAGCAAUUUGGCCGUCAAAGAGAACACAACCACUUGUUACAGUUUCUCGACACUUUCACAAAUCACCGCAAAGGUUAUCAAAACGCAUUAAAAUGCCAAAGCUUGAGGGUGAAGAACGUCAAAAGCAGCUUGAACCACUUUUCAAGGCUGGUUGGACCAUGGUUCAGGGCCGAGAUGCCAUCUAUAAGGAAUACUUAUUCAAGAACUUCAACGAGGCAUUCAGUUUCAUGACCAGAGUGGCACUUUUGGCUGAGAAAAUGGAUCACCAUCCUGAAUGGUUCAAUGUCUACAAUAAAGUCCAAGUCACAAUGUCUACCCACGAUGUCUCCGGAUUAAGUAGUAAGGAUGUACGAGUAGCAAAUUUUAUGGAGGAAAUUUUUAAGACCUACCAGUAAAUCCGGCUCUUCAGCAUCAAUGAAUUUUGGGUCCAAAAUGGCACUAAAAGUGACAAUAAAAGAAUUCUCACACUCCAAAA
Phlebotomus papatasi is the source of this 653-nucleotide messenger RNA. RefSeq names its product pterin-4-alpha-carbinolamine dehydratase (gene Pcd). Gene Ontology annotation, biological process: tetrahydrobiopterin biosynthetic process. The transcript is spliced from 3 exons. NCBI's taxonomy places the organism in Eukaryota, Metazoa, Arthropoda, Insecta, Diptera, Psychodidae. Gene Ontology annotation, molecular function: 4-alpha-hydroxytetrahydrobiopterin dehydratase activity. The record is from RefSeq and is a predicted model, not a curated record. Bases 55 to 573 code for a protein of 172 amino acids.